AUGACCAAAGCUGCCAGACAUGGCCGCAGCCGUUCCACAACAAAUACGGACCUGGUGGGUAUUGAAGGACGCCGGAGCACGGAGCCAACACACAGCGGAGUCGAUCCGCACCCAUUCCGAAGCAUCAGUGUGUUGCUGCUUCUGCUCACACUCUACCACAGCCCUGCUGAUGCUGUCAGCUUGAAGGAAAAUCUGGCUGAUUGUCUGAAUGAUAAAGACUAUGAUAAACUGCUGAAGACUGUGAAGACUGGCCUCCCACACAUAAAUACAUCUCAUCAUGUUGUUAUUGUGGGAGCUGGCAUGGCUGGACUGACCGCUGCCAAACUACUGCAAGAUGCAGGACACAAGGUAACCAUAAUAGAGUCUAGUGGUCGUGUUGGAGGACGGGUGGAGACCUACAGGAAUGAAGAAGAGGGCUGGUAUGCUGAACUGGGAGCCAUGAGGAUCCCAAGUACUCACCAAAUCGUCGGUUGGUUUGCUAAAGAGCUAAAGGUCAAGCUGAAUGAAUUCAUCAUGUAUGACCCCAACACCUUUUACUUGGUUAAUGGGUUGUUGAAGAAGACGUACACAGUGCAAAAUGACUCUGACGUUCUGAAGUACAACGUGCGGCCAAGUGAGAAAGGGAAGUCAGCCGACAAACUGCUACAAAAAGCUUUGCAGAAGGUGAAAGAUUACGUGCAGACUAAUGGCUGCAAGGCUGCGCUGAAAAAAUAUGACCACUACUCUGUGAAGGAGUAUCUGAAAGAAGAAGGAGAUCUGAGUUUGGAAGCAAUAAGGAUGAUUGGAGACAUUCUUAACGAAAAGAGCCUCAUGUACACGGCGCUGACUGAGAUGAUCUAUGACCAGACUGACAUCACUGACGAUGUUAAGUACAAGGAAGUGACUGGUGGAUCAGACCUUCUCCCAAAAGCUUUACUUAAUGUCCUGGAUGUUCCUAUCCUCCUCAACUCCAAGGUCAAACGCAUCAGCCAAUCAAAUAAAGGUGUAAUAGUAUCAUACCAGACAGGACAACAGUCUUCUUUUACUAGCCUUUCAGCUGAUGUUGUCCUGGUAACAACCACAGCCAAAGCAGCCCUCUUCAUUGACUUUGAACCACCUCUCUCCAUCAGAAAGAUGGAGGCACUGAGGGGAGUCCACUAUGACAGUUCUACUAGAAUCACUCUAACCUUCAGCGAGAAGUUCUGGGAGAAGGAUUACAUCAGAGGAGGAAAGAGCAUCACCGACCGGCCCUCUCGUUUCAUUUACUACCCCAGCCAUAGUUUCCCAACCAAUAAGACCAUUGGUGUCCUCCUGGCCUCCUACACCUGGUCUGAUGAUUCCCUCCUCUUCUUAGGUGCGAGCGAUGAAGACCUGAAAGAGCUGCUUCUGAGAGAUUUGGCGAAGAUCCACGGUGAGAGGGUCAAAUCUCUCUGCACAGGGGUGGUGGUGAAGAGGUGGAGCGCAGAUCCUCACAGCUUGGGUGCCUUUGCUCUCUUCACACCCUAUCAACAUGUAGAGUACGCUAAAAAUCUCUUCAGAAGUGAAGGCAGGGUGCACUUUGCAGGUGAACACACAGCUUUUCCUCACGCUUGGAUCGAGACAGCUAUGAAAUCUGCGAUCAGGGCUGCUACCAACAUUAACAAAGAGUCAGCUAGAAUGCAACACCAUGAUGAGCUCUAG
Messenger RNA from Perca flavescens (yellow perch), 1659 nucleotides. Its product is annotated as L-amino-acid oxidase. Lineage: Eukaryota; Metazoa; Chordata; Actinopteri; Perciformes; Percidae. Gene Ontology annotation, molecular function: L-amino-acid oxidase activity. Gene Ontology annotation, biological process: amino acid catabolic process. The transcript has 8 exons. The record is from RefSeq and is a predicted model, not a curated record. The coding region runs from base 1 to 1659 and encodes 552 amino acids.